UACACAGUAGGUAGGUGGUGGUUGGAUCACCGGACGCAGACGGCCGUGGUUGUCAUUUUGGGAUAAUCGCCCUUGACCCGUGCUGCUGCUCUGUUGUACCGUUGUAUUGUACGCCAUUCGCGUUGCAUACAAACAAGCAUGCGAGUAGUUUGUCUUCGUACAACCACCAAUUGAGCGAUCUGGUAACGGAAGACUCCUGGUGCCUGCAAUUGUACGAGUAGCAACGAGUAGCAACACCGCCAUGCUGCGCGCUUCAGAAUAGCCUACCCGGUAAGGCGGUAUGCUAAUCUAGCCGAUAAAAUCCCGACCUCAUGCGCAUAUGUACUGUGUAUGUACGAGUCGUUCUAAGUGGCUCCCAAAUUGGCUCCACUAAAAGCCUUCUUCGUCACUCCCGCUGUCGCCAAAAGGUAGGUUUGCCGCGACACAACCCCCUCCCUCUUUUCGUCCACCACGGUCCACGAUCAAGCAAUGGACCAGGCAUCUCUCCGUCGUGUCAGAAUCCCGCAAGUGCAGCGUUGUAUCGACUAAAGCUCGAGCGUUGUGUCUGGAUAUGGCUCAUUUAUGGACGGCCAAGCCUCUUUGCUGGCCUUUUCAAUUGGGUGGGAGUUUCUGAUAUGGUGACGCAGUCGGCUUCCUCCCAGGCUAUCCUUCCUUCCGUACAACGAGCAAUUAAUGCCAAAGCAACUUGGGCAAACAAUCUCUCCUUGCCCUACGCGGCCAUGUGUAGCCUGUCCCCUCCACGUUUGCGGAAGUUGGGCGAUGCAUUCCUUUCAAAACCAGGGACCGACCAAUUUCGUUCGCCCGGACUCUUCUGCACUUCGCCAUUGGCUGUGACCACCACAAACGGCUUCUUCCGGUCUCGCUAUGCUCGCUGCCCGUAAUGGUGAUAGUGGUGAGCGUAGUGUGAAUACGAAAAGUAACGAUACGAGUAGGGUGAAGUCAUGAUGUGUACGGAGUAGUGUAAGGGGAG
Messenger RNA from Aaosphaeria arxii CBS 175.79, 970 nucleotides. RefSeq lists its product as uncharacterized. The record is from RefSeq and is a predicted model, not a curated record. The transcript has a single exon. The coding region runs from base 312 to 881 and encodes 189 amino acids. Lineage: Eukaryota; Fungi; Ascomycota; Dothideomycetes; Pleosporales.